GCGAAGCGGCCCCUCAUACCGUAAUGGGUUCCGGCGCCUCACGCUCCUGGAUUUGCCAGACUCGUCAGUUGCCCAGCAACUGGCAUGCGCCAUAUUGAAUGCGCACGCCUCCAUAAAUAGGACGGCACAGCACCGCGCACAUAGUUCAGCGAGGCGGCAAGCGGCACCGCUCCAUCUUCGCCGACGAUUCAACCAGCAGCCCACCACUGCUGGAAAUCCCUCCUGAAUCGGCGACUUGUAAACAUCGCCGUAUCUCACAUUAGCUCAAGUGCCUCAGGAAUAUACGCGCAUUUGGUUUCAGAGCAAGCACCGUCCCAUCGUGCCUGCCAUUACGCCGCUGCACCGAUAUUCCUUGCCGCUUGGUAGAAACGCCUCGCGCGUGUCGCACACCAUGGGUUGCCUGGCAAUACUACUGCUGGCUGCCUCUCUAGGAGCUGUGGCCGCAGCAGGCGUAGACCCGUCCGCUGAUCCUGCCGUCGUGGGCGAGUUCACGCAGCUGGGUCUGUCCAACUGCGUGGGCGUGCAGCUCGCAGCGGUGCCCAACACCGACCAGUUCCUUUUCAUGGAGCGGCCCCAGGCCAACCACCCCGAUGGCAAGAAAUACAACGCCGGGCUGAUGGACAGCGUGACUGGCGCGUUCACCAACAUCAAGACACCCUUCAGCAUGGAGAACUGUGGACACUCCUACCUCGAGAACGGCACGGUUGCCAUCCUGGCCGGCCACAAGCCGCAGUCCAGCUACGUGGAGGGCCGCCGCGCGAUACAGGUGCUUAACCUACAGAACCGCACCCUAGACAGCGUGGGCUCGCUGCAGUUCGGACACUGGCUUGCAACCGCCACACGCCUGCCCAACGGAAUGAUCACCAUUAUGAGUGACAGCCCCUCCCCUGUGGGCCCCGUACGCAAGGAUGGCAUCAAGAACCCCUUCUACGAGCUCUGGGACCCGACGAACCCAGCCACCACCACCGUCUUUCAGCUUGAGGACGUUUUCCUCUCCAACACCAAGUACUUCUACUACCCCUUCAACUUCGUCCUUCCCACCGGCGACAUGUUCGUGUGGAGCAACAAGUACGGCCAGAUCAUCAACCCCCUCACAGGCAAGAAGGUGCUGGUGCUGCCCAACUGGAAGGGCAUCCCGCAGGCCAAGGGCAUGUGCACGCAGUACCCCUUCAGCGGCACCGCGGCCAUGCUGCCCCUGCGCGCCACCAACAACUUCACCGAAGUCGAGAUCAUGGUCUUUGGCGGCCAGUGGUCGUACGGCUGGGUGAACACCACCGCUGUGGAUCUGUCCAUGCGUCUCAAGAUCAAGAUUCUGCCCAACGGCACCUACGACGUCGGCCAGUGGCAGGCGGAGACUAUGCCCUCGCCGCGUGUCAGCGGCACCAGCGUGCUCCUGCCCAACGGCAUGGUCCUGCUUAUCAACGGAGCUAAGCGCGGACUCCUCGGCGACGCCGUGUCUGGUGGUGGUGCGAUGCUGAAUGAGCCCAACCUUACGCCCGUGCUGUAUGACCCCCUGGCUUCCGAGGGCAGCCGCUACACCGAGCUCGCACGCGGCAGCAUCCCCCGCCUGCUGCACUCAACUGCUGGCCUCACGCUGAACGGCACUGCCAUUCUUGCUGGUGGCGACCGCUCCUCACGCUACUGGAUGCCUGCGGAUGAGGCCUACAGCCGCAGCCCCACCGGCUUUGCGGAGUACCGUGUUGAGCUGUUUGCCCCGCCUCAGGUGUUUGACACGCAGAACCGCCCCGCCAUCAUGGCCUGCCCAUUCAGCAUUGGAUUCAGUGACGUGACGUCGAUUGCCUACCUCAUCCCGAAUACCACGGCCCGCGUGACCUCGGUGGUGCUGAUCGCUCCCAGCAGCGACACGCACACCUUCAACAUGCACCAGCGCAUCGUGGAGCUCGAGAUUCUGGAUUCUGACAACGACAACAACCAUGUGGGUGUGGAUGGCGACCGCUCCGUGACCGUGCGCGGCCCGCCCAACGCCAACGUGGCGCCGCCCGGCCCCUACAUGAUCUUCCUCCUUAGCGGCCGCACCUGGGGCCCCGCCCAGUGGAUCAACGUGGUUCGGAACUAGAAGCGGUUUGUUGCGCAGCGUCCUGGAUCACAAUGACUGCUACAUAGCUGUGGGCACCUAUGUCCAAGUCCACUAACACAGUGCACAAGCAGCACACGCACAGUAUCGUAGUCCAUGCAUAGCAGUCUUGUAGCAGUAAUUGCGCUGAGUGGCGUGCGCGUGCUCUCUUGGUGGGUCUUGCUCUUUACUACCCCUCUUAGAACUUCCUCCUUUUUAUAGCCAUGGCGCUACAUGCCGGCGACGCGUGCGGGGAAGCCUUCAUGAGUGGAUUGCUGGAAGGCUCAUGAGUGGCAUGUGUAUGCCUGUACAUGGAACCGGAAAGUCGCUAGCUGUAUAUCGCCAUGGGCUUUCUCUGUUUAAAUCAUGCUUUAUAGGGAAUUCGGUCUGCAGGAGAGUCAUUGCCGUGUCAAGUCUGAGCUGACAAGUAUGUGUGAUAGGGUUGGUGAUUUGAGGUACACACGCAUGCCGCAGCUUGUAGAUGCACGGCAUUAUGGGCACCAGGAAUUGCACUCGCGCACGGCAAGGAGCACGCAGGCAGGUUGUAGUUUGUAGGUUGCAACAGCACUGUGAAGUUAUCAAACAUGAACUGCUCAAGAUAGUAUUGAUGAUGAGUGCACAUUUCAUUUGGGGUAUUGUUCUUCCGCCGGUGAAGCACACAGAAGUUGCAGGGUGCGGCCGCUGUGCAGCAGCUUUGUAAUGGCUACUAUUGCCCGGCGGCAACUGGUGUGCAUGCGUUAAGCACAAUUGCUAUGACAUGUAAGGUGAAAUUUUA
Messenger RNA from Chlamydomonas reinhardtii, 2849 nucleotides. RefSeq lists its product as uncharacterized. The record is from RefSeq and is a predicted model, not a curated record. NCBI's taxonomy places the organism in Eukaryota, Viridiplantae, Chlorophyta, Chlorophyceae, Chlamydomonadales, Chlamydomonadaceae. Bases 392 to 2077 code for a protein of 561 amino acids. The transcript has 11 exons.